GUGGGAGUCGGAUCUCUGUGAGCGGUGAUAGCUAUGGAUGGUGGCAGUUUCACCUCGCAGUUGUACAGUGAAUCGGGAGGGUCGCAGGGCGUGGAAGUGUGUGAGGACAUGGACGCGCAUUUGAAAAGCAGCAGAUACCGGGCGAGCCUGUCGGCAGCGGCAUGGCAAUACGUGCCGGACUCUCAAUUGUCCGGUGACACACGAUCGCAGUUUGUGGCACGAUCCGCGGAUCCCAGGGCCGCUUACAUUGUGGGGUCGAUGGACUCAUCAUCGCCCUUUGCCCGGGGGACGUACCCGCCACAGUCGCAACCUUGCGACAUGCAGCCAUCCAUAGGUGGAACUGCCUUCCAUUCUCCGCAACCACACACUGGAAGGGGGGGAUCUUCAAGGACGGACGCGGGGGCGUGGGGGAGUAAUCCACAGCAGUCGUCGCAACCAUCAUCACACCGGCCGCAAUGUAUGUCGCCUUUAGCGCAGCCUGUUGUCAGCCGCGGCGUUGUGGGUGGUGGCGAGACCUUUGUGAAUGGCAGGUCAUCUCCGAUUGAUCAGGGCUACCGACAACAAACUCCAAUGGGGCCGGGUACCAUUCGGUACGACGAUGGAGGUGCAACUGCCCCUACGCCAGGUGGAGGUGAUCGCCAGUGGGGCAGCGGGAGCCGGGGAGUCCAUACACCACCAUCGGGUGAUUGCCGAUCAAGGGACGGUGAAAGACUGUCCUUUUCGCAUCCGACUGUAGGUGUGGACAGUGUUCCAAGUGAACGACAAGGGCGAAACGUGUCAAACACAGGUGGAACUCAAGACAUAAGUGCGAGAAGUCGGGAAUGCAGCGUGGAAGACGGCGGAAGUGGUCGACCGCCGAAAGAAGGUGGUGCUGGAGAGCGGCGAAAGGGGGGGAAGUCCACGGCGGCGCCGAAGAAGAACACCCUGUGGACUCUAGAGGAGCGAGUGUUGUUGGCGAAAAUCAGCAGCGAGGACGAUGCUCUCAUGGAUGAUGCAGAAGGAGCUCAUUCACUCAUGACAAGGGGCAGGCGUUACGAUUGGAUAUCGGACCGCAUGAAGGAGAACGGGUAUGCACGCACAUGAGAAGAUUGCCGAAAGAAAUGGACGGAGCUGCAAAAAAAGGUUCGGGAAAUAAGGGAUGCAUGCGAUGGAUCGGGCAAACAACCAUA
This is a messenger RNA of Chara braunii, 1169 nucleotides long. Lineage: Eukaryota; Viridiplantae; Streptophyta; Charophyceae; Charales; Characeae. The record is from the annotation of a GenBank genome assembly.